CCAAAUCCCUCUGCUGUUCCUUCAGCCUUCGGGUUCCAAAGAUGCUGUCUGCAAUUUCUCGUCCCUCUUUCCUUUAUUAACACAAAAGUUCGAUUUCAUAUUCCGUCGCAGUGCAAUCUCCUCAAUAUACAUCUUUAGCUAAGCCAUGUCGGCCCAAUCGAGAGGCCUUGUUUCUCGUUUCCACCAUCUUCUUUCGCUCAGUACUAAAACAACAUCGCCAUCAGCAGCAUCAUCCCUGUACUACUUCGUUAGGAGGUUUAGCACCGAUUCUCUACUCGAUGGUUACGAGAUCCAAAACCGAGAGUCUCGGAUCAUUGAGCCAAAGCCCGGCAUCAUGACCCCUAAUUCUAAGCGAACUGGUUUGAUUGCUCUCAAGUGUGGAAUGUCUGCUCUUUGGGAUAAAUGGGGCGAAAGGAUUCCCAUCACUGUCCUUUGGGUUGACGAUAACAUCGUUACUCAGGUCAAGACUGUUGAGAAGGAAGGCCAUUUUGCCUUACAGAUUGGUUAUGGGCAGAAGAAGGCUAAACAUUUGACGAAGCCUGAAGUGGGUCAUUUUAGAGCUCAAGAUGUUCCAUUGAAACGGAAGCUGAAAGAAUUUCCUGUCACAGAAGAUGCGCUUCUCCCUGUUGGUACUUCCAUUGGCGUUCGUCAUUUCGUUCCCGGUCAAUUCGUUGAUGUCACGGGAAUCACCAGAGGAAAAGGAUUUCAGGGUGUUAUGAAAAGACAUGGAUUUAAAGGAAUGCCUGCAAGUCAUGGUGCAUCACUAUCACAUCGAAGUCUUGGCUCUACUGGUCAGAGGGAUGCACCUGGUAAGGUAUUUAAAGGCAAAAAGAUGCCUGGUCGCAUGGGUGCGGAGCAGAGAACAGUUAAAAAUGUAUGGGUCUACAAAAUAGAUCCAGCAAGGAAUUUGAUGUGGGUGAGAGGCCAGGUUCCUGGUGCCGAAGGAAACUUUGUAUUUAUAAAAGAUGCUGUUUACAAGAAACCUGAUGUUUCUAUGCUUCCAUUCCCUACUUACUUUGCGGCAGAAGAUGAAACUUCAGAACCUCUGGUUGCUGAGCUUGGAGAAAUAGAUCCAUUUAUGGCUGCAGAUUAAUUGGCAAUAGAGGUCGGUUUGGGCUUAAUCGCCUUGCAGUCAGUACUUUUUACAUCAAAUACACAGGUAGCAUUAGAGGAUUGUAUUCUGGGCAAUUUGCUGAGGCUGUUAAUCCAGUUAUUUUUUUGUUGGAGGACUGCAGCUGCAGGGCACAUAAUUUUGUUAUUUCCAUUGGAAAUCUGGAAAUCGAAAAUGGCCGGGCCAACCAUGAUUGGAUAUCAGCACAGUGUUUCAAAUAAAUAGGAAUUUCUAGAAUGUUGGCUAGUGGCGAUUGUAAAAUUGUUGCGCUUGAAAUUGAAUUUCCUGGUAUUCUCAUGCUCAAUUAGGCUGUUUUAAGCUACUAGUUUUGGAAUCACAAGUUAAAUAUUGUGCAAUGCAUUGUUUGUCAGACUGCUAUUGAAAUUGAACUUCACUACAAGUGGCGCGUUGCCCAGAAA
Molecule: messenger RNA, 1530 nt
Organism: Jatropha curcas
Lineage: Eukaryota; Viridiplantae; Streptophyta; Magnoliopsida; Malpighiales; Euphorbiaceae
Gene: RPL3P
Product: ribosomal protein L3 plastid
Biological process (GO): translation
Cellular component (GO): mitochondrial large ribosomal subunit; ribosome
Molecular function (GO): structural constituent of ribosome
Source: RefSeq, a predicted model, not a curated record